Molecule: messenger RNA, 1479 nt
Organism: Acaulospora morrowiae
Lineage: Eukaryota; Fungi; Glomeromycota; Glomeromycetes; Diversisporales; Acaulosporaceae
Source: the annotation of a GenBank genome assembly
AUGGAUCAACAAGAUUAUGAAAUAUGGCAAGAUGAUGAGAGUGUUAUUUCGUAUUACGCAACUCCACCAUCUUCUCCAAUGUCACGACAUUUUGGGGAACAUUAUGAUGAAUUUUACCAAUCACUUGAUCCAAUCCCUGUGAAUCGUUCUGGAAGAUUCGAUGAUAAUAUCCGUUCAUCAUUGCUGCCGUCCUCGGAUUCAAAUGUGCAGAAUCAAAAUCAGAGUGAUUCACAAAACCUUGAUGCGAUUUUUUCGACAAUGUCAAUUGGUGAUUACUCACCAAAAGAGCGUGAACACAAUGUUGGUAAUGAUCGCGGGUCCGGUGUAAGUCGGGACGUUUUUGAUCUGCAAACUUUACCUGUUAGUGCUUUAUCAUCCGGACAAAUUUCCCACAAGGAACAUGAUUCAGCUACAGUUGAAACUGAUCUAAUUCAAUUUCUUGAUAGGGAUCAUAACUCAACUGAUGGUCCCUCAAAUAUCAAUGAAAUUAAUGCUGGUAACGCAAGUCAACCGAUAAUACAACCGCAUCAACCGAUACUCCAUAGAGUAGAUAAUGAUAUCAGUGUAAAUAGAUUAGAAACACCAACUUUGUAUCAAAGGAACAUACAAAAUUCACAUCUUUCGCAAGUACAACCACAAUCCUCACAUGCGCAACCACAGAAUAAUGGCAUAUUUAAUUUUGGGAUAGAUGAUGCAUUUCUACCCCAAUCACGAGAACCAGAAGUUUUACAGCCAACGAAAACGCCACAGAAUCUUCUGAAAAAUUCUGAAAAAAGCAUGCAUCAAGUUCAUAAUGAAUUAAUAAAGAUUGAUAUUAUCCAAUGUCAAUUUAUAUAUAACGGAAAACCGCCGUCAUCACUUAAGGCACGUUAUCGUGGAGACUUAGCAUUCCUAUAUAGAAGUUAUGAUAAUUAUGUAGGGGGAGGAGACGUUUCGAUAUGCAUUGAAAGUAUGUCAAUUGAAGCCGCGAUUCCAAUAAGUCAGUUGUGUGGAUUUAAGAUCACGAACGAUGGAAAGAUCAAUUUGAAAUUUAUAUUAGAUUUUCAAGUGAAUUAUCGUCACCAUCUUGGCGGUUAUCCGUAUUUAUUGGAGCCCACAACACUUAAAUCGGACCCGACGGAUGGUAAAUUUGAUAAAUUGCUGACCGCAUUUUUGACAUCUUAUGAUUCUGUGGAGCCAUCAAAAUUAUAUACUAUUGAGACAAACAUUGAAACGCAGUGGUUUCGCAGGCACGGUUUAUACCUCACUUGCAUAUUCCCAACCGAAAGACGUGCAAUGGCAUGCCCAACUGAUUCAUCGCUUCAUAAAUUAUGCCUGGAUCUUGAAACCAGGUUUAAUCUCAGGUCGUCUAAGUUGAAUCUCAGAUACAAAAAUAAGAAUGGCGAGUUAAUCGGUUUGAAAGAUGAGAAUGAUUGGGUGUUGGCAAGAAGAGAGGCUUCAGGGAAAUCCUUGUUGAGAUUAGAAAUUCAUAUAUGGUGA